UAAGCCGAACCGACACGCCUUCUGUUUCCUUCAAUCCUACGAUUCCGGGUACCUAAAAACCCCUCGUCUCUCUGCUUUCCUUGACAAGCUGACACAAUCGAACACACACGAACUCCACCAUGUCUGCUUCGAAGCCCUCUCAAACCCCAAAUCCUCUCUACCCACAAGUUAUUCUCUCAAACCCAGAAGCCAAAUCUCCAUUUUCAACCAACCCCACUUCUUCUUCGUCCCUAUACCCUUCUAUUGACGUGAACGGCCUCGCCGAGAAACUCUUCCCGGCCGAAGACGACGCCGUUUCUGGGACCUCUUCAAGUUUGCAAUCCUACGAAGAUGUUCUUGUCAGGGUUCCAGGCGUGUUGGUUCACCUCAUUGAGAAAGACCGUAGUGUGGAGCUCGCGUCCGGUGAGCUCGCUAUAGUUGGCCUCAGGCAAGGCGAUAACGUCGUCACAGUUCUUGCUCGUGUAGGUGAUGGGGUUCAGUGGCCGUUGGCGAAGGACGAGGCGGCCGUGAAGCUCGAUGAGGCACAUUACUUCUUUGCUCUUCGGGUUCCGGCAACUGGGUCGGUGGGAAAUGGUGAGGAUGAUGAAGAUUUUGGGAGUAAAGAGUGUGAGAUGUUGAACUAUGGGUUGACGAUUGCGUCGAAGGGACAAGAGGCUUUGUUGGAGGAAUUGGACCGGGUUUUGGAGAAGUAUAGCUUUUUUUCGGUGCAGAAGGUGGGGGAGCAUGGGAAAUGGGAGGUGUUGGAUGGCUCGGUGGCGAGGGAGAUGACUCCUGGAGAGUUGGAGUCGGAGGAGAGCAAGGAGUUGAUGGGGAAGAGCUCGGCGGCGUACUGGACGACGCUGGCGCCGAAUGUGGAGGACUAUAGUAGCCGCGUGGCGAAGCUGAUUGCUGCAGGGUCGGGGCAGCUGAUUAGGGGCAUUUUGUGGGGCGGUGAUUUGACUGUUGAUAGGUUAAAGUGGGGAAAUGAGUUCUUGAAGAAGAGGAUGAGUCAGAGUUUCAAUUCGGAAAUUAGUCCAGAAGCGAUGAGGAGGAUGAAAAGGGUUAAAAAUUUGACGAAGAUGUCAGAGAAGAUGGCUUCUGGAGUCCUUUCUGGGGUUGUCAAAGUCUCUGGAUUCUUUACAAGCUCACUAGUGAACUCUACAGUGGGCAAGAAAUUUUUUAGCCUUCUCCCUGGAGAAAUUAUCCUUGCUUCCUUGGAUGGAUUCACCAAGGUCUGUGAUGCUGUUGAAGUUGCUGGAAGGAAUGUCAUGUCAACCACUUCAGUUGUGACUACCGGGCUUGUUUCACAGAGGUAUGGAGAACAAGCAGCACAAGUGACAAAUGAGGGGCUUGACGCUGCGGGAUAUGCUAUUGGUACUGCUUGGGCUGUGUUCAAGAUAAGGAAAGCUAUCAACCCCAAGAGCGUAUUCAAACCAACAACUCUUGCCAAAGCUGCUGCGAAAGCAAAUUCUACUGAACUGAAGGCUAAACAAACAUAAGAAGUAAUGGCAGGGCCGCAGGGUUUUUUUUUUUUCCUUCACUUUUGUAUGAAUAGCAGAUAUAGCUAGAAAUAAUAUAAGCACUUCAUCUUAGUUCCUUCAAUAGCAAGUUCUUGAUAGAUGUAAGCGAAUGUAUUUUUUCUUUUCUUGUAUGACAGUGGAUGCUUUAGUGAUAAAGCUUGUAAGAGGUCUUCUGUAAUUUGGUUUGUACCCCAAAAUUAAGGGUGACAAUUCGUGUUUGUA
Molecule: messenger RNA, 1721 nt
Organism: Alnus glutinosa
Lineage: Eukaryota; Viridiplantae; Streptophyta; Magnoliopsida; Fagales; Betulaceae
Product: protein EARLY-RESPONSIVE TO DEHYDRATION 7, chloroplastic-like
Exons: 4
Coding region: 120-1478 (452 amino acids)
Cellular component (GO): plasma membrane
Source: RefSeq, a predicted model, not a curated record